Linum tenue is the source of this 2991-nucleotide messenger RNA. The record is from the annotation of a GenBank genome assembly. Lineage: Eukaryota; Viridiplantae; Streptophyta; Magnoliopsida; Malpighiales; Linaceae.
CCGCCAAAAAACCAAGCUCAAACUAACCGACAGAUGAUGAGGAUUGGGAAUAUGAUUUCCCCAGUUCUUGGGCUGAUUCCAUUAAUUUCCCAAUUCCCCCUGGGUCAGAAAUUCAAGUGCUUUUGCGUAUUUUAUACGAAAAAGAUUAAUACAUUUGGCCAUUUGGGUUCAGUGGUCUGAAAUUCGCGGGAACGAUGGCGGAGGGUUGGUUGGGACCCUCCGUAGCCAAGGGCGCUUCUUCCCUUCUCUUCCACACUCCCAACGUUCCUGCUCCCUUCUCUUCUUCCUCCGCGAGCAGUUCUAGGUCAGCUCUCAGACAGCCGAGAUCCGUCUCCAUGGCGGCUUCAGCGUCUCAAACCCAAUUAUCCCCCAACUCCUCCUCAGAAAUCUCCAGCCCUAGGCCUACUCAGCCAUCUCUUCUCGUCUUCUCCGGUGGUACAGCGUUUAAUGGCGUUGUGGAGGAGCUCAAGAAGUUGACAACUCGAGUGACUCAUGUUCUUCCCGUCUCCGACGAUGGAGGCAGUACAGCCGAGAUUGUUCGUGUACUUGGUGGUCCUGCUGUUGGAGACAUUAGGUCGAGAUGUUUGAGGCUGUCUGAUCAAAGCACGGUCGAGGCUCUGGCUGUUCGUAGUCUGCUUGGUCAUAGACUACCUCUUGAUGCACACGAAGCCAAGUCAGAAUGGUAUAGCAUUGUGGAAGGAAAACAUGAUCUAUGGAAUGGGUUAUCUAGACCAUAUAGUGAAACUAUCCGAGCCUUUCUAGUGUAUUUCCAAAAUGAGAUUAUGCGAAGGCCCAAUGAAGCAUUUUGCUUCAGUAAUGGCAGCAUUGGGAAUUUCUUCUUUGCAGGAGCACGCAUAUUUUUUCAGUCUCUAGAUGCUGCUAUAUUUUUGUUUUCACGUGUUUCAGAUAUUCCAUCAGAAAGUUUGGUCCUUCCUGUGAUCUCCACAAAUGACAGGCUUACGUUAGGAUGUGAAUUAUGGAAUGGAACUAUUAUACGAGGGCAAAAUGAAAUUUCUCAUCCAACCAAUGGCUCUAUGCAACCCAUUGACAAGGGAUGUUGUUCAGCACUUCCAUCAAGGAUAAAGCGUGUAUUCUAUAUGUCAAGUGAAGGUGGGAAUUCACUUCAUGAGGUCUUCCCCACGGUAAAUGCUACUGUACUGGACCAACUGAGCACAGUGGAUUGCAUUGUAUAUGCAAUGGGAUCCCUCUUUACUUCAGUUUGCCCAUCACUGGUUUUACGCGGCGUUGGAGAGAAUAUUGCUUCAAGGACCUGCCCCAAGGUUCUUAUGUUGAAUGGUACACAUGAUCGCGAGACAAUUGGGUUUUCUGCUUCCAGCUUUGUGACUGCAAUCGCUGAUGCCUUAAAUCGCAGAUAUGGAGAUCCUCACAAUUGUCUACGGUACUCUGAAAGCCAAUAUGUGAACACCCUUCUAGUGCCCAAAGGUGGUGCCAUUCCCAUAGACCUUCAUUCCUUGAAUGCUCAAGGGAUCUUUGACGUGAUUGUUGUUGAUUCAGUCGAGGAUCCGAAAGUGGGCAUAAUAUUUGAUCCAGCAUCGUUGAUCAAUGCCCUAGCUGAUUUGAUAGGAAGGCAUAUGAGCUCAAACGUGAAGGUUUAACUAAACCGGUUGUAGCUAGGAAGCCAGAGUAAGCAUCUUCUGCUCCGUUUUGGGACGUUUGGGAGGUACAAAUUCCAUUAUGAUGCAACUCUGCCAUUUUCCCAUUGAGUUGGCCGAUUUGAAGAUGCGAAUAGCGAACUGUGGCCUGGAUAGACGAAAAGAAGGAUUCCCAGGCAGGCGAAGUUCAGAAAUGGGUCAUCCUGGGAAGAUCAAAUAGCAUGGAGGCCAUUGAUGCUGCUACCCAGGAUAACAGGCUGUUGUCAAGUCAAGACCGUAGAUAAUAUAUUCUUGUUGUAGAAUUACCGACUUUGGAUUAUCUGCAUUUCAUUACAUGAACUGUUGAUUGAAAUAGAGUGUACCGUCAUGUUUACACACACUAGCCAGUGGUUUUGACCCAUUGCGGCAAGAGGAUAUGAAGCUACCAUGGUGAAGAGGAUAUGAACCUACUCGUUAUCUCAUUGGACUUCAACAUAUGUUUCAUUCAAUAAGCAAAUAAUACAGUAGCAUCCAAGGCCUCUGAGAAAUUUGAUCUUGGAGCAAAAAACAGCAACGGGAGGAUUCAUAAAAGGAACCAUGAACAAUGAGUUGUGGAGUCGAAAUACAAGUACAGGGAAAUCUCAAUCACCUCUGUUCCGCCCAGCCGAGCAAACAACAGCAGAAUUCAGGGUUUAGGAAGCUUUGCCACUGUUAGGAUUCGACUUGGUGCAGAGGACCCAUCGUCCCUUCGCCCGUCGCCGCUUCAGAAUCGCCCUCCCGCUAGUCGUUCUCAUUCUUCGCCGGAACCCAUGAGUCCUCGCCAGAGACUUCCUUGACCUGUUCCUCUUCGUCAGGCAAAGCGCAGCCUUCCCUGCUCUCACCACCAGUCCGCCGCCCCGCUUUCUUGAUUCCCCGCCGGAGCUCAAACCCACAGUUCCCAGAGACAGACCUGAGAAGGAAGAAGAGAAGGAGGAAGUAGGAGAGGAGAGGAAAGAGCAGUGCAGCAGGCCGGAGCGAGACGUGGAGCUGGCAUUCAUGGAGAAAUUCCUCCUGGAUGUGGUGCCGGUGGAGAGGGAGAGAGAAGCGGAGACGCCUCCACGAGGAGAGGAUUGAGCGGUUCUGCACGGCGGCAUCCAUGCCGGCGACGACAUUAUGGUGACGGCAGCUGCCAUGGCCUUUUUUUCUUGUCUUGGUUCUUUAGCUUUCUCCUUUUCGUUAUCCUGAUAAGGCUGAGGAAGUGAAGUCGCGAAGGGGACGAUGAGUAAGAAAGAAGAGCAGAGGUGAGGUGAGGUGGAGGUGGAGCCCGUGGGAUUUUGUGGAUCGGUUAAUCCGUACUAGGAGUUGGAUCGGAUCCGCUUUUAAGACAAAGCCUGCAUGGUAGCCCACAGGCUCAACCCAC